ACAGUCAAGUUUACAACACUUUUUACUUGUAAUAAAUAAUUAUAUAUUAAAUUUUGUUGUAAAAUAUUUGAAUAACUAAACAAGUUAAUCUUAAAUAUUGUCAAAAAUGGACAAACAUAAUAGUUCCGAGCUACUAAAUUCGGACUUUUCGCUGUCGAAAAAUGCAAGUUCUGACUCACUGGAUUCGGACUCCAAAUCGAGUUCAUUGAAUUCUAAACACGGCCAGGAUUCCCCUCAUGUAUUGGGAGACAUACAAUUGCUUGAUGGCGAGAAGGUCAUGGGAGUGGCUCGGGACGUGACGUAUCUUUGUCCGUAUAGUGGCCCAUCUCGUGGAGUACUCAAAGUGACAAACUACCAGCUACACUUCAGACCAACUGAAGCUACUACUCAACAAGGCACAUUGAGUGUACCUCUUGGUGUUGUGUCUAGAAUUGAAAAAGUUGGUGGUGCAUCGUCUAAAGGAGAAAAUUCUUAUGGCAUAGAAGUAUUUUGUAAGGACAUGCGUAACUUACGUUUUGCUCACAAACAAGAGAACCACUCGCGACGCGGAAUAUUCGAGAAACUACAACAGUUGGCGUUCCCUCUGUCUCACCGACAGCCUCUGUUCGCCUUCAGCUACUCCGAGAGUUUCCCGGAAGAUGGCUGGCAUGUUUAUGAACCUAUUGCCGAAUUGAAGAGAAUGGGUGUAAACAAUGACAUGUGGCGUAUAACGCGUAUAAACGACAAGUAUGAAGUGUGCGACAGCUACCCAGCAGUGUGGGCAGUGCCAGCGGCGGCCAAUGAUGAGCUGCUGAGGUCGGUGGCUGCGUUCAGGUCCAGAGGCCGAGUGCCGGUGCUGGCUUGGAUACACCCUACUUCACAAGCUACUAUAACACGCUGCAGCCAACCGCUUGUUGGGGUGAGCAGCAAGCGAAGUCGGCAAGAUGAGCGUUACAUUCAGCUGAUAAUGGACGCUAACGCGCAGGCGCACAAACUAUUCAUCAUGGACGCAAGACCGAGCGCUAACGCUAUCGCCAAUAUGGCGAAAGGUGGCGGCUACGAGUCAGAGGACGCGUAUCAAAAUGCGGAGCUGGUGUUCUUGGACAUCCACAAUAUCCACGUGAUGAGAGAGAGCCUGCGGAAGCUGAAGGAACUCUGCUUCCCGCAGAUUGACCAAACCAGGUGGUUCAGUGGAAUUGAAGCAAGUUGUUGGCUGAAACACAUAAAAUGUAUACUAGCGGGAGCAGUCCGUAUUGUUGAUAAGGUGGAGAACCACAAGACAUCAGUCCUGGUGCACUGUUCAGACGGAUGGGACCGCACGGCGCAACUUACAGCGCUAAGCAUGUUGAUGUUAGACCCGCAUUACCGCACUCUACGAGGGUUCGAAGUACUCAUCGAGAAGGAAUGGCUGUCUUUCGGACAUAAGUUCCAGUUGCGUAUAGGCCAUGGCGACGAGCGUCAUUCGGACGCGGACCGUUCCCCCGUCUUCGUCCAGUGGGUGGACUGCGUGUGGCAGCUGCAACAGCAGUUCCCGACCGCGUUCGAAUUCAACGAGCGACUGCUCAUCAUCAUCGUCGACCACCUCUACUCCUGCCGCUUCGGGACCUUCCUGUUCAAUACUGAGCGCGAGAGGGUUAAGGAGGAAGUAAAAUCGAAGACCGUCUCCCUGUGGUCGUACAUCAACAGUCGGCAAGAUUUAUACCUGAACCCACUGUACUGGGGCGCGUCGUCGGCGACGCUGGCGUCUGCGUAUGCGCGGCCGCAGCACGUGCUGGUGCCUGUGGCCUCGCUGAGGGUCAUCAAGCUGUGGAAGGCGCUCUACUGUCGCUGGAACCCCACCAUGCGCCCCCAGGACCCAAUCUUCCAGCGCACUCGCGAGCUGGUGGCGCUGCGAGCGCAGCUGGAGGCGGCAGCGGCGGCGGCGGCCGGCGACCACGCGGCGCGGCAGCACCGCCUCGGACUCACACCGCCGCGAGUCGCCAGCCCGCACCACGUUUGAAUUUAUAUCUCAUUAUACCUAUACAAGGUAGAAUUUGUGCAACUCAGCCAUCGACUGUAUUACCGGAUCCAUAGGAUGACUACGACGAGAACUACCAAUUUUCCAGAGAAAACAGCGCGCAGCUGAAGGCAUUACCGGCGUCGCCCACAACAUAUCUGUACCUACCAUAGGUAUAUCUUAUAGUCAUUGACCUCUUAUAUACACAAAUAGACUACCAAUCUCUGUAAAAAGCGUCCGCGGCGCAUCUGGUCACUAAGCAACGGCGUGUCAAGAUCGAAUUUAGUCGCAAUAGGCGUAAUGACGACACUGUACAACCGAUAUUGCUCUUUAUUUUAACAGCCAUAACAUCUUAAUUUGAGGGAACGAAUUUAUACUAUCCAUAUGUGUAUUUAAAACACGGUUCGGACGUUGUUUUAGAAAUAAAUCCUUAGCGACUGUGAGUCUUUUUGUUUAAAUAGUAUGUCAGUGUAUCUAGUAGAUAAACCCUGUGGAAUCGGCAGGUUUCUCUUCUAUAAGGAAACAAGUCUAUAGGUACGUUAUAUCCAUAGGUAGUUGAGUAUCACAUUCCCGCCGUAGAACCCUAUCGUAUCAACAUAUUUGACAUUUAGUGGGAUUUACAGUUCAAUUUGUCAAAGACAUUAAUUUGACAUGGUACUGUAUUUGUAUGAAUGGUCGUGACCGUAUAACCCGCGUGAAUCAACUAGAUAAUAAUAUAUAGACUACAACUCAUUUCUUGCCGCAUAUAUCUUAUAACGUCCUAUCUAACAUGAAGGUGUCCUGUCAUGGCACACAGCUUAGCACAACGACAUUAGGACAACAAUGCGAAGAAUUAUAUCGAAUGGUUCAUGAUUCCCUAUGCGCCGUAAAUUCCUUUAGAGAAAUCUUGAACUUUCCGCACACAACAUUCCUAGGACAGAACAGAUAAAACCUAUAGUAACAUAUUUAUUAUACAUCAAUUGAUAAUAAAUAUGCGGCAGCGACUUGGUUGGGGAUAUCUGAUCCACCCAGGACAUUUUAUUUCUGUCUGCCAUACGCAAUAAUAAUAAUAACGAAUAAAACAUAAUCCCUGCAGGCGCGAAUUGGGUAGUUUCCUAGGUCAAAGAUAAAUUAUGAAUAUUUCUGAUUACUAAAUAAAGACGGAACUUACGGUGACAAGAAACAGUUUAUUUUUUCUGUUUAACUUAUUUAUGAUUUAAAUAAAGAAAAAUGGAAUGAUGCGAACAUGAAUGCGACAUUUUCUCACGUUUUCUAUGACGUCACAAGUUGCUUUUUCAUACAAAUUCCAUAAUAAUUUCCUGUUUUGACGUUUAGUAAAAUGUAACUGAUUUCACUAGUUGGAAACUACCCUGUUAGGUAUGUCUAGGGCUUCGACUAAUAGCCGUACGAGCGGCGCGAAUUAUAUCGAGGGCUUCCAUGAAUAGACGCAGCGAUUACUUAUCUACGUAGAUAGACAUCGUACGGCUAUUGCUGUGUUACUAUUUGCCGUGCAGACCCUCAUUUAGUAGCAUAAACCAACGCUAUUCGAAUUUUAAACAAGUUAUAUUAUUUCCAUAAUAAUACACACUUAAUAUCGUUCACUAUUCUGUAAAUGUAAAGCUAAAUAAAUGAUGUCACUUCGAGUUUAUGAUAAAAAAAAUUCAAUGCAGACUGUACUUGCAUUUGGACUAUUAUAAGUAAAAAUAAAUUAUAAACGUUACAUAACUUUAAGUUAAAUAUUGCGUGUAAAGAAAAGACCAAGUGUUUGAUAUCAAGCUGCCACGUACAUUCUAGAUAGGAUAUCAGAUACUUGUCAGCGGGUGGUGAAACAGACUCUUAGAUUAAUACUUCGAAAGUGUAAGUUGUCUUUAGAAAAAAUAUUGUAACAAUGUUAUAGCCGCCCAUUAAACUUCGCGCGGGUCCGACACGGGACGGGCCAGCUUAUGCUGGAUAGUUCUACAAAAUUUGUUCAUCGCCCAGUGUAAGUUGGAAUGAAUCAACAUAAGCUACUAACCUAUAGUUUGACCCACGCCGAACCUACCUGAGUUUAGCGUACGACCUAAGAGAUACGACAACAGCGACAAAAAUCAUUAUAAUAUCAUGUAAAAGUAGUUAUUUGUAGCAAGUACACAAGACCGUUUCCUUUUUUGCUUACUUUUUUUUAUUAAGUAUGGUUACUUCCAAUGAAACUGGUAGCGGAUCAAGGGGGUUUCUAACCUGGAGACACACCUGAUAAACCUCAAAUUAAGCUUGAUAUUGGUGUUGAUUCUGGCAGACACAAACUUGAUUAAAAUGAUUCUGAUGAUCUUUUGUUUCUUUCGCAUUAUGCUGUAUACCUUUAGUGCGAAAGAGACGGGAGAUAUAUUAUGUGUCUUAUGUGUUACCGCCUAUUUUACUCUUACUAUUUCUCUUUUGUUUUCUAUUUCCUGUGUGGGCAAUAAAGUAUUUUUGUUCUCUUUCGCACUAAGCGAUGUACUGUAAUUCUGUCCUGCUCUGAUUCUAAUCAUGUUAAGUUUGUUGGACCAUAAUUUUAAUUAAAUUCUUUAGUUCUAAAACUAGCUCUAUCACUGUUUUGCACUUGUCGGAAGUGAAGGACGGCACUAUUUUUAUUGAUGUCAAGCGAAAUUAAAGUUUGUAUCUGCCAGAAUAGAAAGCAUUAUCCUAUUUACUCCCCAGGAACUAAAUUGCUGGAUCCGAAGCUAGAUGAAGCAAUCCAAAGAAAGAAUGCCCCUUGUAAGCGUUCUAUGAAAUUAUGUUCGUAUAGAAAUGAGUAUUUGAUUGAGGUAUUAGAAAUAAUCGGCAUAGUUACGUUUUUUUCUUUAUAUUAUAUUUUUUGACAUUAUCUUUGUAUAUUCAGAUUAAAAGAAAAAUAUGGAUAGAAAGUCACCCUUUUCCACUAUAACUUGGGUCACAAUACCUAUAUGUUGUUCCACGCAAAUGUGAAAAGUAGCUUCAAGACUGAAUUGAGAGUAGACUAUGAUCUACCAAAGAAGGGACCAGAUGGUGAGAUGGAUGGUCUUAAGUGUUUAUAGUAAAUAAAAUUGCAAUACUCUCAGGUGGUCACUCGUAUGUUUUGGCUAUCGGGUCGAUACGUGAUUGGUUAUCGGUCUUUUUACCGACUUCCAAAAAGGAGGGGGUUCUGUUAACUUAUUGUUCAUAUUUUGAUAAGUUCAUGUUUUCUUUUAAUCUGAGUUUGUAUAUUUAUUAUAAUAUGCAUUUCAAUAAGGCGAAAGAUGUCGGGAGUUCGCUCGAACUGUACUUUAAUGUUACUAAUUAGUCCAGUCAAUGAGCGGGUUGUAAAGUUCGUGAGAGAGGGGGAUCUAAGCGAUUUGUUCAGAAAGUUGUUUACGGUGCUUAGGGAGUUAAAACGGGUUGUCAUUUUUUACCUUUCGCACUAUCCUUCAUAUCUGCUAAAUCUAGCAACUAUAUCAAGUUUGGUAUUGUCCUCGUUAACAAAUUAGGCCCUUUUUUUCCUAGGUACAGUCGGGUAGUACAGUUGACCGGACCACGGUUAAUCAAAAUUAACAGUCGUACAGUUGACCGGACCACGGUUAAUCAAAAUUAACAGUCGUACAGUUGGCCGGACUAGGCUUUGUUUUCUAUUAACCGUGGUACAGUUAACUGGACCACGGAAAACAUUGCAAAAUGAGGGUGGAGAGGCGAAUUAUUUCCUUGUGUGCUGCCCGUGAUUUUUUCUCGAGCCUCGCAUGAUUAAUGGACGGCCCCUAAAGAUCCUGAACCGCUUUCUGAUGAAAUCUCUUAAGUCCCCCCCUCUCACGCACUCUACAACCCUUUUUGAUGUAUUCGUUGACGGAACUAAGUUAUUAGUUAUGUAAUAAAUGUAUUUAAGAAACUAUUUUUUUGUGAAAUGUUUAUCCAGUUUUAAUGUAAGAGGAUAGUUUAAUUCAAUUCGCAAAUAAAUGUGAGUUUACAUAAA
Pectinophora gossypiella (pink bollworm) is the source of this 5891-nucleotide messenger RNA. It is a transcript of the gene mtm, whose product is annotated as myotubularin-related protein 2. The record is from RefSeq and is a predicted model, not a curated record. The transcript has 12 exons. Gene Ontology annotation, molecular function: phosphatidylinositol-3,5-bisphosphate 3-phosphatase activity. Bases 107 to 1978 code for a protein of 623 amino acids. Gene Ontology annotation, biological process: dephosphorylation. Lineage: Eukaryota; Metazoa; Arthropoda; Insecta; Lepidoptera; Gelechiidae.